UCGUUGGUGUGCCAGAGCAGGAGAGAGGAGGCAGAUGGAGAUGCGUAUCCUGUGUCACGAAGCGCAGGAGAUCCUACCUGAUGGCACCGCCAUGGUGCUCGCUGCCUUUGUCCAACGCUCUACGGUCAUGUCCAAGAACCGCAAAAGACCCCCUCACAAUCCAGAGAGCUAUGAUCCCCUCUUCAUGCACCCUGACCUGUCCUUUGUACCCAUACCGGCAGCUGUGGCCACAUCAUGCACUCUCACUGCUGGCAGAGGUCUUUGAAUAUCAAUGAUGCAAACAGGGAGGAGAAAUAUAACGGGUAUUUACAUACCAGUCAGUAUGUGUGUGUGUGUGUGUGUGUGUGUGUGUGUGUGUGUGUGUGUGUGUGUGUCUCUGCACCACUUAACUCCUGUCUCCCAUUUUUACUGCAUUUGUAAAACUGGAGACACUGCAGGGGGAAACCACUCAAACCCUCUAGUGUGUGAAUCUCCCAGAACUUACACAUUCAAACUGAAACUACACAAGCACUACAAACGUGUGUGUGUGAUUGUAUUUGUGUAACAAAUACAGUAACAGUAAACCGUUUUUGUGUUGAUCUUGAUGUAUGUUUUGGAUCACUGUCCUGCUGGAAGAUCCAACGACGGCCAAUUUGAAGCUUUCUGUCAGAGGCAGUCAGGUGUCACGUAUCAGGAAGCUCUGGACUCCACUUCCCAUCAGCCACUGCACUGCACUACGUCACAUGACCACCUGCACCUAAUUCUCGUUUUGGUAAUGAGCACGUGUGUGUGUGUGUGUGUGUGUGUGUGUGUGUGUGUGUGUGUGUGUGUGUGUGUGUGUGUGUGUGUGUGUGUGUGUGUGUAUAUAUAGCCAUUGUCUGCACUGAUUCACAGUCUUUCGUUGUCUUAGACUUUCGUGUUCCCGUGUUUUGUUUCAUGCCACAGUAUUUUGCCUAGUUGUCUUAGUUUUGUUCUUUGAUUGUUUAAAUAAAUGUUAUAUACUGCAAUUGCUUCUGGCUCAACCUUGAAUCGUGACAGAACGAAAGACCAACAAUCAGAAGCAGCAGAUCGCCAAGAUGGAUAUCUGGGGCGUCAGGAUGCCACCAAUGUUAGUGGAGUACUUUGCCACGUUGCGCCAACAGUCGGAAGAUUACCAAGCUGCGCUACGAAAGCAGCAGGAUGCCAGGAAUUACCUGGGCUUCAACUUACCGCCUAUGUUCAUGCAGGACUACGCCAUGCUACGCCAACAGGAGGAGGAGUCCAGGUACAAGGGGGAGUUUGUGUUCAGUACAGAGACCCAGCCCGGGACCGACAGGGUGACCUCAGAGCUCGAACCUGAGCUCCACGAGGUGGGCUCACCUGCCGAGCUCCAGCAAAGGGUCAGCGGGGAGGCACUAGCACCAGGCUUUGAUGUCCGAGUCCCAGUCAAGUCUCAAGUCCCUAAGGUCCCAGCCAAGCCUCGCGUCCCUGAGGUCCAAAUCAAGCCUCGCGUCCCUGAGUUCACGUUCAGGCCUACUGACCCAAAUGACCAAAUGCCGCUCACGCCCAGCCAAGCUCCGCUCACGCCACAGUCCGCCGACACGCACCGCCAAGCUCCGCUCACGCCACAGUCCGCCAACACGCACCGCCAAGCUCCGCCCAUGCCCCAGUCCGCCGACACGGUUCACAUAGUGACCUCAGAGCCUCAGCCUCCCCGUUCAGCUGAGGUCGUCGCUCAGACUCCCCGUUCAGCUGAGGUCGUCGCUCAACCCGCCUGCUCCAUGGCAACUAGUGUUCCCCCUUCUGCUUCGAGGAGACCCACGCUCCUCGCCCUGGCCGCACGGGGGACUUCUCUCGGCCUUCCAGUUCAGCUGGGGACGUCGCGCCGCUUUCAUGCUCUGCCAAGGAAAUAUCUCAGCCUCCCUGUGCCAUUGUAGAAGCCGCCCGGCCUCCUGAUUUUGCGGGGGACAUUUUCUCCAGGGAGCCAGGACCACCAGAUGGAGGACGCAUAAUUUUGGGCGCUCCGGGAGUAGCGCCCUUGGGGGAGGGUUCUGUCACGUAUCAGGAAGCUCUGGACUCCACUUCCCAUCAGCCACUGCACUGCACUACAUGUCACAUGACCACCUGCACCUGAUUCACGUUUUGGUUAAUGAGCACUCGUGUGUGUGUGUGUAUAUAUAGCCAUUGUCUGCACUGAUUCACUGUCUUUUGUUGUAUUAGACUGCCAUGU
Messenger RNA from Ictalurus punctatus (channel catfish), 2188 nucleotides. RefSeq lists its product as uncharacterized. The transcript has 4 exons. NCBI's taxonomy places the organism in Eukaryota, Metazoa, Chordata, Actinopteri, Siluriformes, Ictaluridae. Bases 1056 to 1895 code for a protein of 279 amino acids. The record is from RefSeq and is a predicted model, not a curated record.